Messenger RNA from Dioscorea cayenensis subsp. rotundata (Guinea yam), 1051 nucleotides. RefSeq names its product late embryogenesis abundant protein D-29-like. Bases 2 to 823 code for a protein of 273 amino acids. The transcript is spliced from 3 exons. The record is from RefSeq and is a predicted model, not a curated record. Lineage: Eukaryota; Viridiplantae; Streptophyta; Magnoliopsida; Dioscoreales; Dioscoreaceae.
CAUGGCACGAAGAAAGGAAGUCUCUUUGAUCAUCAUGUCAAGUAUGCUUGUGUUGUUUGUGUUGUUAUUGUUGUUGGGAAAUGUGAUGGCUUCCAAUGACAUGGACAAUGCCAAGGAUAGUUUGAGUAUGGCGAAGGAGCCCUCUGGAUCAUGGGCUAACUGGGUGCAAGGAAAGCUUUCUGAUGAACUUGGGUUGAGACGUGAUAAUGCGCGGAUGGCGUCAGAUGUGAUGAAGGAGAAGGCCGAAGGAUUCGCCGGAAUGGCCAAGGAUAAGAUGACAGAAGCUGCAUCAGAUGCUGCUCAGAAGGCUGGAGAGAUGAAAGAUGCUGCAGAGAAGGCGUAUGAAGGUGCAAAGGAGACAAUGAAUAAUGCUUAUAUGGGUGCCAAGGAUUCGAUGUCAAAGGACUCGAUGUCGAUUGCAUCAGUGAAGUACAAGGUAGGAGGAGUGUCGAGGAAGGUGGUAGAUGGACUUAACAAUGCAGCAGUUACUGCCGGAAAGGCUUUUGAAGGUGCAAAGGAGAGCAUGAGUGAUUCUUAUCAAGGUGCAAAGGAUUCGAUAAGGAUGGACAGUGCUGGAACAGUGAAGGACAAGGCAGGAGAAGUGGCAGGUAAGAUGCAAGAAGAAGCCAAGAAUGCAGCAAACACUGCAGGAAAGGCAUUUGAAGAUGCAAAAGUGACGGUGAGUAAUGCUUAUACCGGUGCAAAGGAUUCGAUGACGAUGGCCAAUGCGAAGGAAGGCUAUGAAACUGCAAAGGAUAAGGUAACAAAGAGUACAAAUGGAGAUUUGGGAGCUCUUAGGAGUGCAAAUCCAGAAGAGCUGUGAGAAUUUAUUGAGAUGAUGUAAGAAGUGAAGUAGCAUGAAGAGAUUUUCCAAAUUAUGUUUAUGAAAUCCUUCUCUACGUUUGAAAAAUUAAUGUUUGGUUUUGAGUUUGCAUGAAGAUGUGUGACUAUGUAUAGCUAGUUGCUCAUUGUCUGUAUUUGUUUCUAGACAGUUGUAACUUCACUUAGCUGCAAUGAAUAAAGCCAUGAAGAUGGCCUUCUUUUUGUUUAA